Saccostrea cuccullata (small rock oyster) is the source of this 1616-nucleotide messenger RNA. Its product is annotated as ankyrin repeat domain-containing protein 61-like. Gene Ontology annotation, molecular function: protein binding. NCBI's taxonomy places the organism in Eukaryota, Metazoa, Mollusca, Bivalvia, Ostreida, Ostreidae. Gene Ontology annotation, cellular component: ciliary inversin compartment. The transcript has a single exon. Bases 1 to 1326 code for a protein of 441 amino acids. Gene Ontology annotation, biological process: protein localization to ciliary inversin compartment. The record is from RefSeq and is a predicted model, not a curated record.
AUGAACACGUACAAAGAUAACAAAGACGAUGAGAACUUCGCUGAAGCGACACGGGUGACGUUUGACGAUUUUUACAGACUGAUCCUAAGUGACGACACAGAUGAGGUUGAGCGAAUUCUAACGAGCGGGGAAGAAAUCAACCUUAACACGAUUCACCAACAGAACACUCCCUUGGAACAAGAUGGGCAGGGGCCUACUGUCCGGAUGCCGCUCCUUCACCUUGCCUGUAUGUACAAACGUCUGAAGAUUGCCGAGUUGUUUUUGGAUUACGGCGCAGAUCCUCUCUAUAGAGACGAUAACGAGCAGAAGACCCCCGCCUGGACUCUCCUCAUGUACUGGAUGGUACCAGACCUGCCAGUGAACACGGUGUCGUGCGACGAGGAGGAUGUGGAUGAAAUACAGAAGGCCUUUAUAAGGAAUCGCAGACGACACCUUUGCACCGCCACUUCCCUUCUGGAUAUGCUUCUUGAGCAUUCAAAUGAUCCAGACCAACCAAGCAUUACUAAGGGAAGGACCUUGUUACAUUUGUGUGCUCAAAGAAACUUGGUCAAUCCGAUUGAACAUCUGAAAAAGUUCAAAGCCUCCAUGAAUGAGCGGGACCAGGAUAUGUAUACUCUGGCGAUGCUUGCUGCCUUUCACGGAAACAUGGAAAGUCUCAUGGAGAUGCUGCGUCUUGGGGCGAGUACACGAAAACGGGACAACGCAGGUCGUAACAUUGUCCACAUCUUAGCGGGCUCUGAAAGAAUCACGGCAGCGCAGAUGGCAUUCAUGUUCAAGAAGUUUCCUUCUGUAACGGAAAUUAUCAACGAACAGACACACAAUGGAGAAACUCCUCUUCACCAUUGUGUCGUGCGCGGAAACGGCGAGAAAAUUCACUUGCUGCUCUCUAAUGGCGCCAAAAGUUCCAUCAGAGACGUAUAUGGCCAGACACCUUUGUAUCUUUUGCUAAAAUUACAUAGUAUAGUUUGUGUCUAUCUGGGCUUCAUGACAUUGCUUUCAGAAACAACCCAGUUGAGCCUAAAGGACGCCGAAGGAAACUAUCCAAUCAAAUUGAUGGAGGACUCCCCACGUCACGUGAGGCGGAAGUUGCUAAAGAUGAGCCGCAAUGCACCCCGCCUGUACUUCCUCUGUUUACAGAAGAUGCACAGCUUACUGGCCAAGCCGCAGGACGUGUCUACCACCUCCAACAUGUACCGAGACAGUAAAAUGGUGUCCAUCACGGACGCCCUCAAACUGGACUGUCCGAGAGAGCUCGUUAUGGACAUCCUGACCUACAAGCAUACCAUGCGCAACAAAUGGUCCCACCUCAUGUUUAGGCACCUAUGAAGAAGAAAGAAUGAAAGUUAAAGCAUUUAAUUGAUAUAUGUAAUAUAAAUUUAUUGAAAAGUUUUUUAGAUAAUAAAACACAGUCUUUUUCUUAUGCUCAUCCCCCUUCUUUUACUUAAAAAAAUCCGUUUCCAACAUUAUAGUAUUUUUGUUGACGAAUAUGGACGUACAAUACAAUAGAAGUUUGAAUGACAAUAUAGCCACUCAUCAAUGUACUUGUAGAAAAAAAAACUCGUUUAAUUUAUCUGACAACAUACAUCCAUUAAUGAGAUAAACAAUCUAGGCACUUG